GUGAAGCCCAAAAGCCUUGACGAAAAAUGGAUUGUAUUGGUUCCAGUUGCAGAUGAACACAUUGAAGGCGACAUAAUCCUUUAUCAACAAGGAAAUGGUGUGCGAUUAAGGAUCUGCAGAAUGCUCACUGGAAGUACAAAUGUUAUUUAAUAAGAGCCGAAGUGUUUGCUGUGAGUAGGUGCGUUUAAAGUUUGGGGCACUCACAUGAGUUCUAAGGAGGCAGCCAAGAUGGGUGACGUCUUGGCAACUGAAGCCGAUCUCCUCGGGAUGAUUAAAGAGUACCUUAAGUUUGAGGAAUUUGAAGAGACUGUGCACAGUUUCGAAAAGGAGUGCAAAACUAAAGGCAAGCUCGUCUCAAAGCCUCAAGGAAGUACUCGCAGAGACUCAAAGACUCGUGUCAUUCAGAAAGACCUCCUUAGCUCUUUUGAUGAUGGAGAUCACAAGGUUUUCUUUGACCUGUGGACAGAGAAUAUUCCUUCUGAGGUAAAAGACACAGAUGCCGAGGCCCAGAGCCUGGAGUUCUACCUUCACAUCCAUUUCAGCAUUUACCCACUGAGGAGGCACCCUGGUAGACACGACAGAGCUGAGUUUGAGGAGAGGAUUUCCUACUUCAAACAGUACCUGGAGACUCGAGGAGCAGCACUGAGCCAGACCACAGAGUUUCUGCCUUACUAUGCCUUGCCUUUCGUUCCCAACCCCACUGUCCACCCCUCCUUCAAAGAUCUUUUCCAGGAUUCUUGGAUACCACAUUUGAAGGAUAACCUGGAGCAGUUUCUGUCAGUGACGCUGAAGCAGUCCAACAGUCCAAGACUGCUGAAUUUAUACAAGGAGGGUGGAAGGAGUACUAAAGAGGCCAUGCAGCAGUUACAGCUCCAGCUGGUUGAAUCAGACCGGCGCAUUGCCAGCUACGUCCGCAAGUUCAACAAGAUGCAAGCUGACUACCACAACCUGAUUGGAAUCACUGCUGAGCUGGUCGACUCUUUGGAGGCCACCGUCAGCGGAAAAAUGAUCUCCCCUGAGUACCUGCAGAGUGUGUGUGUUCGUCUGUUCAGCAGCCAGAUGAGGCAGAGCGUAGUGCAGAGCGCUGACUUCACCAGACCUGGCACUGGAUAUUACUCUAUGAGUCCUUAUGAUGAUGGCUAUGCCUCUUCGAUGCUACGAGCAUCCAUCGCACCACAGAGAUCUAAGGAGGUGCCAAUGCUGCCCUCACUCGACUAUGAGAAGCUAAAGAAAGAUCUGGUUGAAGGCUCAGAUAGACUCCGGUCCCUGCUGCUUCAGGCACUGCGCUGGAGACUGACUCGCUCACUCCCUGGUGAACAGAGAGACACCGUGCUUCAGGCCUAUAUCAGCAAUGAUCUGCUAGAACGCUACAGCACUAAACAGAAAACUGUGCUUCAUUUAAUGAGGUCGAAGAACGAGAUUGUCCGCCAAUACAUGGCUCGUCUCAUCAAUGCAUUUGCUUCCCUUGCAGAGGGUCGAGUUUACCUCUCCCAAAUACCCACUCUUCUGAAACUUCUGACAGAGGCACUCAAGAAGGAGGGAAAAGACUCUGUGACCAGAGAGAAUGUGCUAGUGGCCCUGCAGAAACUCAGCCUCAGGAGGAGCCAGCAGACGGCCAUGAUAGCAGACGAUCUAAUAGGCUGGCUGGUGGAUGAGCUGCAAGACUCCGACUCCCUGACUGACUACACUCUGGAGUAUUCUGCAGCUCUGCUUAUGAACCUGUGUCUGCGAAUGAAAGGAAAAAGGAAGUGUGCAGAGAACGCCAAGCAUGUACUAAAGGUUCUGACUGACCUCCUUGGACAUGAGAACCACGAGAUUCGACCAUAUGUGAAUGGAGCCCUGUACAGUAUCCUGUGUGUUCCCUCUGUGAGACAGGAGGCGAAAGAGAUGAGUGUGGAGGAGAUUCUUCGCUGCUACAGCAAAGAGGGGAACCCAGACCUCAACAGACAGAUCGAGUUCAUCAUUAAACAGCUGAACUCAGCUGAGGAAGAGGGACAAGAAUCAGACGAUGAAGAGGAAGAGGACGACAAUGAUGAAGAUUUAAUGGAGACAGACCUUGACAAAGAGGAAGUUCUCCAACUGCAGCCCAGGGAACUGUCUGGGGAGAGUCUGCUCACCACUGAGUACCUGGGAAUUAUGACCAACAUGGCAAAAGUGAAGAGGAAGUCUACCCCUCUGCCGCAACCAAGUGUUGAUGAGCCCCUACAACGGCCAGUCACACCGAGUUCUCAUCGUAAUGUCAAUGCAGUGGAUUAUCGAGCUGGCACUCAGGGAGGUGAGGUUAGCAGGGACAGGGAAUACCCUCUGAGCAGACAGAAAAGUGAGGAAGGAAGCCUGCCUCCUUCCCGAUACAACUCCAGACCUCCGACGCGCUCCGGCAGUCACCCCAGCACUGCUGACUCCCUGCGUCACAGCAUCGACUCAGAGUGUGGGCGGUUGUCCCAGGAGUCAGAGUUGGACGCGCCGUACGAAGGGCAAGCUACAAAAGCACUUUCCCGGGAGGAACACAAUGGACACUCUGCCAGCAGUGGUGAUUACAUCCCUGUAUUUGCAAGCCAGCCCAAAAUUCCCCGUACACCUGACACAGCAGCCACCCAGAACAGUGCUCACCAGGGUCGAGGCCUGGCUCUGGCGCCCCAGUUUUCCCAGUCGGAGCCACAGCGGAGCAGCAGGCCAGGCUCUGCCAGCUCCGCAGAAGGAGGGGGGCGCCAAAGUGGAAGCAGCCAGUCAAAGAGGAGGUGAAGAGGGAGCUGUCACCGUGGAGUAGCGCUAUCUCCCCGGGAGCAUCAGGCUUCCUGUAACAUCAUCCCCCUCAGGUUGUGAUCAGGGUCAGGGCAACAGAGAUGGUCGAGGAUCGGCAGCGAGAGGAGGGGCCGGAACAAUGUGAAUGAUUGUGGCUCUGCAUUUUCUUCCCCCCCCCUUCGGCUUUAGCACAGACUUCCUUCUGUAACGUAAUAUGAGGUCAGACAAUAAUCACAACCCCCAGCCGUGCAAUCCUCUGUGCCUCGUAGGCUUAGAUAACCCCUCAGUUUCUCCACUCUCUCAUCAAGGUGAUAGUUGGCACACUGAAAUACGUGCAACAUCCCAGAGAUGCCUCUUUUUGUUGAUAACUCCUCAAUAUUCUCACUUAUGUCUGGAUACAAGCUGAGGUGUUCAGACUUAAGCACAAUAUGGUUUUAGCUGUUUUUAAUGACAUGUAAAUGGGGAUUAAGAGUUUAGGAAACCUGAUAUGAUCAGGUAUGGAGACAGAAUGUUCGAUAAUCUUUCUGUGAUUAUCACCAAGUUUGAUUAAUGUAGUUUGAGGCACGGCAAUGAGUUUUUUUGUGUUUGGAUUGAUUGUACAGCUAUUUAAAAAAAAAAACAGAACAGUGACACAAAACCUCAUUUGUAAAGUUGUCAUCUUCAUUCUACAAGUCUAUAAUCUUCUGAAUUUCACGGCAUACUGUACAUAUUGAUUUUUGACCGUGGUGGAAAAUAUCCAUCCACAUGCAUAAAUAAUUGUACCAUCUUUACUUUACAAAUAUAAAACAUUAGCUCAUAUCAGAGUAGCUGCUCUUGUUUAACUUAUGCUCCAGAAAUGUUUACAAGGAUGACACAGGUCCUGACAUGACUUGUCAGGCUAGUGCAAGUUUUUAAAUUAUAUUAAAAACAGCAUAUUGUUAUUGAUAUGCAGUACACUACCACCUGAACAUCUGAAAAAAAACUUGAAAUUGUGUGAAUGUCUUAAAUCCAGCAAAUUGGCAUUGUACAUUUGAACUGUUCUCCAGAUGUUGUGAUGUGUUUUUAUGUUUACUACAUUUUUGUUGUAAUGCAUUUUGAUAUUAAUUGGUUUUGAAUCGUUGUAAGUGGUUUUAAAUAAAUGUGUGACAUGUCA
Molecule: messenger RNA, 3874 nt
Organism: Xiphias gladius (swordfish)
Lineage: Eukaryota; Metazoa; Chordata; Actinopteri; Istiophoriformes; Xiphiidae
Product: lisH domain-containing protein ARMC9
Exons: 26
Coding region: 205-2742 (845 amino acids)
Biological process (GO): cilium assembly
Cellular component (GO): centriole; ciliary basal body; ciliary tip
Molecular function (GO): protein binding
Source: RefSeq, a predicted model, not a curated record